This is a messenger RNA of Aaosphaeria arxii CBS 175.79, 1759 nucleotides long. RefSeq names its product MFS general substrate transporter. The coding region runs from base 200 to 1759 and encodes 519 amino acids. The record is from RefSeq and is a predicted model, not a curated record. Gene Ontology annotation, cellular component: membrane. Gene Ontology annotation, molecular function: transmembrane transporter activity. Gene Ontology annotation, biological process: transmembrane transport. NCBI's taxonomy places the organism in Eukaryota, Fungi, Ascomycota, Dothideomycetes, Pleosporales. The transcript is spliced from 5 exons.
AUCGAUGCGGGGUUCUAGGUUCUCCAGCUGUGGCUUGUUGCUAUCAAAGGGUAAAUUUGAACGAACUUAAGGGUCGUCCUCAGCGAUAUAUAAAACCCUCACUAAUUCCUAUGGCUACUUCUUCCAAGGUCAUCCUUCGCCUUUGAGCUUUCUUAACAAGUAAAUUCAUUCUCACAUCACUAUUAUUGCGAGGAGCAACAUGUCCGACCCCUUGAAAUCCAGGGCCAUUGACGAGAUGAAAGAGAUGGGCGACACUGAAACCACCUCCAUAUCGAACGGAGACGUUGUGGCCACUAGAUCUGCCAAUCGUUCUGAGUACGAAGAGUACUUGGACCUCAGCCAGCGGUUCACUGGAGUUGAACACAAGAAGCUUAUUCGGAAAGUUGACUGGCAUGUCUUGCCGCAACUGAUUCUGAUAUACCUUAUGUCCUACAUCGAUCGUACAAACGUCGGAAAUGCGAAGCUAUUCGGUGCCCUUCCCGAUCUUGGUCUCAGCGGCCAACAAUGGAAUACAUGCUUGUCCAUCUUCUUCGUUACCUAUGCUCUCGGUGGAGUGCCGUCAAAUAUCGCCCUGAAGCGGUGGGGACCCAAGAUUUGGCUGCCAACCUUGCUUCUGACCGUCUCCAUAAUCUUGAUCUGCAGUUCAACCGUGAACAAUUUCGCUGGUUGGGCUGCGUUUCGCGUCCUCCUAGGCUUGUUCGAGGCUGGCGUUUUCCCAGGCUGCUCGUUCGUUCUGACCGCUUGGUACUCGCCUCGUGAAAUCCAGGCUCGAAUGUCUAUCUUUUUCUCGGGAGCUUCCGCCGCUGGCGCCUUCUCAGGCCUCCUAGCCUACGGCAUCGGACAAUUGGACUAUACUUGGGGCUAUCGUGGAUGGAGAUUUAUCUAUUGUAUCGAAGGUGUUUUCAGUGUCUGCCUCGCUCUUGCCGGAUUUUGGUUCGUGUAUGAUACUCCAGCAAACGUCAAAUGGCUUUCCACAGAGGAAAAGAGAUUCCUCGUUCUUCGCCAUAAGUUCUCAGCUGGAGGUGGUACAAGCGUUGGCGAGAAGUCCGAGUUUGCAUGGAAGUAUGCAUGGAAGGCCUUCCGAUCUUUCCACAUCUACGCCGUGGCUCUCAUUGAGUUCACUCUUUGCGUUACAGUAUACGGCUACUCUUUCAUUCUCCCCACCAUCAUCCACAACCUUGGAUAUUCUGCUGCCAACGCUCAAGCCAUGAGCGCUCCGCCAUACGUUUUUGCCUGUAUGGUCACAUUUUUCGCCGGGUGGUUUGCCGACAGAACUCAGCAAAGAAUGUUGACGGUCUUGCUGUUGAACCUUAUGGCCCUGUUCGGCUUCAUUAUUAUGAUAGUAAGCGUAAGGUACCCUCACCUUCUUGGUGUGACACUCUUCGGUGUAUUUCUUACCGCUGGCGGCUUGUAUCCCCUAUCACCAGCCGUCACCGCCUGGAUCGCUCUCAACUGCGCUGGCACUAUGAAACGCGCCGUAGGUAUUGGUGCUAUGAUUAGUUUUUCACAACUAGGUGGUAUUGUUGGGUCCAACAUUUAUAUCGCAAAGCAGGCCCCCAGAUAUCCGAUCGGUUUCGGUAUCAGUCUGGGAAUGCUUGCGGUAUUUGGCUGCAUCUGGCCGCCUAUUUAUUGGUUGAUUCUCAAGCGCAUCAACGCAACGCGAGAUGCUAUGAGCGAAGACGAGAUACGAGCGAAGUAUACUGAGGAAGAGCUGGCUGAGAUGGGUGAUGAAAGCCCAUUGUUUCGAUAUGCUACUUAA